AAGAAGAAGAAGAAGAAGCUGAGCCGUAUUUUGUGGCCGGAAGUGAUGAGACCGUCAGCAGCAGUGGUUUUUAUUCCCCUUUGAAAGAAGCAGACUGGCCCAGAACCAGAACAGAACCAGACCAGAACCGGAACCAGAACCGAACGGAUGAGGAAGCGGAAGUAGCUGAGGAAGAUGAGUGAGAGCGGCACUCAGCUCUUUGCCCGUCUGGAGGACAGGCCCCGCCUGAAGGACAUUGAACCGGGGUUGUUCCCUGACGAUGGAGGAUCAGACCACGGUGAGGUGGUGGAGGUGUACGGUCCAGAAGGGACAGGGAAGACGGAGCUGCUCUACCACCUUCUGUGCCGCUGCGUGCUGCCAGAGGCGGCGGGCGGUCUAGAGGUGGACGUUGUCUUUGUGGACACAGACUGCAGCUUUGACAUGUUCCGGUUGGUCAGCAUCCUGGACAGUCGGCUGAACGCAGGUGUUUCCACAUGUCUGACAUCAUCAGAUGAUGGCGUACUGCGUUCCUGUCUAUCUCGCCUCCUGGUGGUCCGCUGCUGCUCCUCCUCACAGCUGCUCCUCACUCUUCAUUUCCUAGAGACCACCUUAUCUGCUCGACACAGUUUGGGGCUCGUACUCAUUGACAGCAUCUCUGCAUUCUAUUGGUCGGAUCGCAGUGAGGGCGGGACCAACAUGAUGAAGCAGGAGGAGAAACUCAGCAAAUGUUCUGAGCUCCUGGGACGACUGCUCAGGGACUACAAGAUCACCAUCUUUGCAACAUGCCACCCCAUCAGGAGAGGACCAUCCUCCUCAGCCUCUACCUCAGAACCAGAUCGGUCUCAUCUCUGUCGCUCCUGGCAGCGCCUGGUGACCCACCGGCUCGUCUGCUCCAGACAGGAAGCAGAGAAAAAGCUCUUCGCCACAGAAGGAGAGCAGAGGAGCAGGCAGGUCUUCAGGGUCCAUUGCUCCUCCCCCUCCUGGACCGGGACCAAGGGAUCCAGAAUCAGCACCUUCAUCGUGACAGACGGUGGACUGAAGUUCACCUAAACCGUUCGACCUCCUUCGUGUUAUUGUUGAGUGACGCCAGAGGUCGAUGCCCAUCUCUGUUAUCCACAGAUGAAUCCUUUCAUACCAAAGUCCAUUUUUAGUUGUGGUUCCUGUAGUGAUCCAGAUGUUUCUCUACAAUCAGACCUGAUUUUAUUUUGCUGUGUUCCAUCAGAAUAAAGCUGUUUGGUUUCCCG
This is a messenger RNA of Cyprinodon tularosa, 1223 nucleotides long. RefSeq names its product X-ray repair complementing defective repair in Chinese hamster cells 2 (gene xrcc2). The record is from RefSeq and is a predicted model, not a curated record. The transcript is spliced from 6 exons. Bases 175 to 1029 code for a protein of 284 amino acids. Gene Ontology annotation, biological process: DNA strand invasion; double-strand break repair via homologous recombination. Gene Ontology annotation, molecular function: ATP-dependent DNA damage sensor activity; ATP binding; four-way junction DNA binding. Lineage: Eukaryota; Metazoa; Chordata; Actinopteri; Cyprinodontiformes; Cyprinodontidae. Gene Ontology annotation, cellular component: replication fork; Rad51B-Rad51C-Rad51D-XRCC2 complex; centrosome.